CCUCGCCAGCCCGCGGCGCCGCCUCCGCCCCGCCGCCGCCGCCGCCUUUCUUCCCCUCGCUUCCCGUCCGCGGCGCUCGGCUCGGCCUCCUGGGCUCGGCCCCGCUCCCGCCCCGCAGCCCCGCCGGGCCUCCCGGGCCCUCGAGCUCUCGGGCGCGGCCGCAGCCGGGAGGGACAGGGGCGAUCGGGAGCCGCGGGAACAUGGCGGCGGCCGGGCCGGAGCGCGAGGAGGCGGCGGCGGAGCCCGAGGAGCCGGGGCUGGUCCCCGCGGCGGCCCCGCAGCCCCCGCCCGGGGCCCCCCCAGCGGCCGAGGCGCCGGAGCAGCCCGAGCCCCCGGAGCGCCCGGAGCCCCCGGAGCCCCUGGAGGCCGACGAGGUGGCGCGGAGGCUGCAGAGGACCCGCCGCGAGCUGGGCAACCGCAGGAAGGUGCUGCUGCGGAACCUCCCGCCCGACACGCACAGCCAGGAGGUUCAUGAUUUGCUGAAAGACUAUGAAUUAAAGUACUGUUAUGUGGACAGGAACAAAAGGACAGCCUUUGUUACCUUAUUGGAUGGGGAGCAAGCCCAAAAUGCCAUCCAGACAUUUCACCAAUAUUCUCUCCGCGGAAAAGAGAUAACCGUACAGCUCCAGCCCACAGAUGCUUUGCUCUGCGUCACCAACCUGCCCCCUUCUUUUACGAUCGAAGAAUUUGAGGAACUGGUUCGGACAUUUGGCAACAUCGAGAGGUGCUUUUUGGUGUACAAUGAAACCACGGGCCAUUCCAAGGGCUACGGGUUUGUGGAGUACAUGAAAAAAGACUCUGCUGCCAAGGCGAGGUCAGAACUGUUGGGUAAACAAAUAGGAGGAUUCACUCUCUUUGCACAGUGGAUGGAUGUGAAUCAGCUGGCCACCGAUCUCAUUCAUUCUAAGUGCCUAUGCAUCGAUAAACUCCCCAGGGACUUCACGGACUCCCAAGAGCUCUUGCAAAUUUUCUCCUUUAAUCAUAAGCCUGUAUUUGGUCAGUUGGCACAGGAUGAAGGGAACUAUGCAGGCGGGUUUGCAGUAGUUGAAUACGACACUGCAGAACACGCUGAGGAUGUUCAGCGGGUGGCUGACGGGAUGACGAUCAAGGGAAACGAAGUCCAGGUAUCCUUCUGCGCCCCCGGAGCAUCUGGACGAAGUACUUUAGCGGCGCUGAUCGCUGCACAACGAAUGAUGCGCAAUAAUCGAAAGGGUUUACUUCCAGAGCCAAAUCCAGUUCAGAUCAUGAAGAGUUUAAACAACCCCGCCAUGUUGCAGAUUUUGCUGCAACCACAGUUACAUGGACAUGCUGCAGUUCUUGGAGCUCCUCCCAGUUUGCCCCAUCUGGUGAACCCCUCCAUCACCCCUGCAUUUUUGCAACUGAAUAAAAUACACCAGCAGAAUUCAGUUAUGAGCAAUACCUCUCGUUUAUUGCUUCAGAAUCUCUCUUAUUUACAACUGGCCCAGCAGCAGCUGAUGAAGAUAGAGAAUAUUCAUACAAACAGCAAACCUGGAUUACUGGGUGAAGCCCCUCCCAUGGUCCUUCAGACGGCACUAGGAGCUGGGGCGGCAUCGUCACUCAAGUCAGAGUUGGGGCCCCGGGGAGAAGAACAUAAAACAGGAGCAGGGAUCCUGCCGUUCCUUACAAAUCAGCAUGUGGUUGGCCAAGGUGGGCCGGGGCCAAGUACUUCUCAGGACAAACCAUCGACCACAUUGGGAUCGACAGAAGGAACCGUCUCAGGGCCACAGACUUAUCUUCCGGGCUUUACAACUCCUGCUGCUGGAGCUCUGGGGACGGGUCAGCCCAGGCCACAAAAUCAGCCCCAAAGCACCGAAGCAAGUUCAGGGACUGUCUCUAAGAAUCAGACUUCGCUUUUGGGGGAACCACCGAAAGAAAUCCGGCUGAGCACCAAUCCAUACUUGAACUUGGCGAGUGUAUUGCCCGGGGUCUGUUUGCCAGCCCCAGUUGCAAGUAAAGCCAUGAGCGCUCUCCCCCAGACUGGAAUCGCAAGCAACAUAUUGGACGCCAUCUCUCAGGGAACCUCAUCACAACAUGCAUUGGAAAAUUACAUUAAUUAUUCUCAGCAAUUUGGUGAUUAUUCACAGGUAUCUUCACCUUUAAGAAAUGAAAAACGAGGCUCCUCAUACCUCAUUUCUGCCCCCGAAGGGAGCUCAGUGGAAUUUGUUGACCAACAUUCUCAGGGCACAGGAGGAUAUUAUGCUGAAUCCUACUUAAAGAAGAAGCGCGUCUACUGAGGUUUCCUCCGUCGGUCUUCCCGUCUGCUCCCACGUAGCUCAUUUCCAGGACCUCUGCUGUUCAUCGCUGCCUUAAAGUCGGCCAGACUAGCCAUCUCCUUGAAAAAAUGGAUCACCGUUCACAGGAGGAACUUUGAGCGCUUCACAGAUGGCAGAUUUGCCAAAUGAAAAUAAGAAGCAAUAAUUAAAAAAAAAAAAAAAGACAUCCAUUGAGACCAUUUCCCGCUAGUAUUAGGUGCAUCCUAAAUAAUGUGUUAAACUUAUCAUAGAUUGCUAAGAUUAACAAUGUUCUUUAUUUUCUGACUGCAAAAAUCAAUUUUCCCAUAAUCAUUUUGAUACCUUCUCUAAUCAUCUAAAGCAAUAAAGAGGAAACCCUUGUUUCCUGAACCUUAGAAGGGUGAGUCUAGAUAGGUUGAUUUUCUUUUCUUUUAAUUUACCCUAUCAGCCAAUGUGUAUUCCCAUCCUGUUUCUGCUGCUUAGUUUUCUUUACAGGUGUAAGAUAUCAUGAUGUAGCAGGAAAAAUACUGAAUUUGGAGUCCAAGGAUGGAUUUGAGUUCUGACUACUUCUUCUUACUUAUUUGGUUGACCUUAAGCAUACCUAAACUCCCUAGUUUUCUCAUUUAUAAAAUGAAGAGGUUGUACUCACUGAUCUUUAAGAUCCCUUUCUACUCUGAGUCUCUGAUCAUUUGAGCUUUGCCCAGAGUCAUAAAAAAGCAUGUUCUAAGCAGCAGCCAUGACCUUGUUUUGAGAAAGCUUUAUGUGUAAAAAGAAACUCGGGGCAUCCAUUGAACUCUGCAGCACAAACUCCUUGUGGAGUCCUACAGGUAGUGUGAUUGUUUGGUAGAAGACAGUUAGCUGUUUUACUUUAAAAGUAUGAGAAUUACUUUGCAUUUAAAAAUCACUUUUAAAAAAUUGACAUGUGAAACAGUAAAAAAAAAAAAACAACUAAAUAGACUACAUUCGCUCUUCUUUUUCCAUUGUAAUUGUGAAAAACUCAUUUUAAUAAUGAUGUUACCACUUCUUUGAGCAUGGGUAAUCGAAUACUCAAAAGAUGAAGCUAGCUAAUUUCAAUUUGGUUUUUAAAAUGCUACAUGCUUUGGGGAAAGGCUUGCGGUAGCCUUUGGAAUUCUGAAGUGUCCCUGAAUUUAAAUUGGCCCGUACCUCCUAUCCCUUCAAGUCUUGAUGUUCAUUCGCCACAGACUUGUGAUUGGCAGGAUGGCCAGAGCCACUCAGCCAGCUUCCUAAUGGAGAGCAGAGGCAGGAGGCCAUUCGAUUACUAGACCCACUGUUAUUUUGGGAGCUGUCUCCUUCAUUCUUCCAAAGCAGGCAAGCAAUCAGUAUCUUUUUUUCCUGUUACCCAGUGAGACAAAGAAGCGCUUCUGCAAACGUCAAAGCACUCUAUAAAUGCUAGUGAUUCUUCUUAUUAUUGUGGAGGACCCUCUUGUGGUACCAGUAUUUAUUACCUCUUUGGUCUUGAGGAUCAAAUGAGCCAUUUGUAAAGCGCUUAGCACAGUGCCUGGCACAUAGUAGGCGCUUAAUAAAUGCUUGUUUUCCCCCUCUCCCGUGAGCUUAAAAUUUAAUUUACAAUCUUCAAUAUGAGCCCUAAUCCCUAUAGUACCUGUCACUAAACCUGAAUGAUUCAGGAAGCCCCUGCAAUCCAGAACACGUCCAGAUGGAUGAGAUA
Molecule: messenger RNA, 3939 nt
Organism: Sarcophilus harrisii (Tasmanian devil)
Lineage: Eukaryota; Metazoa; Chordata; Mammalia; Dasyuromorphia; Dasyuridae
Gene: RAVER2
Product: ribonucleoprotein, PTB binding 2
Exons: 12
Coding region: 201-2255 (684 amino acids)
Cellular component (GO): cytosol
Molecular function (GO): mRNA binding
Source: RefSeq, a predicted model, not a curated record